Molecule: messenger RNA, 1572 nt
Organism: Mauremys mutica (yellowpond turtle)
Lineage: Eukaryota; Metazoa; Chordata; Testudines; Geoemydidae
Gene: PSMC6
Product: proteasome 26S subunit, ATPase 6
Exons: 14
Coding region: 5-1216 (403 amino acids)
Biological process (GO): positive regulation of RNA polymerase II transcription preinitiation complex assembly
Cellular component (GO): cytosolic proteasome complex; proteasome regulatory particle, base subcomplex
Molecular function (GO): proteasome-activating activity; ATP binding; ATP hydrolysis activity
Source: RefSeq, a predicted model, not a curated record
GGCCAUGGCCCUUCCCGGCAUUCCCUAUGAGCGGCGCCUGCUCAUCAUGGCGGACCCGAGAGACAAGGCGCUGCAGGAUUACCGCAAGAAGCUGCUGGAGCACAAGGAGAUCGAUGGGCGCCUCAAGGAGUUAAGGGAACAACUGAAAGAGCUUACCAAGCAGUAUGAAAAAUCUGAAAAUGACCUCAAGGCUUUGCAAAGUGUUGGACAGAUUGUUGGUGAGGUUCUUAAACAGUUAACAGAAGAGAAAUUCAUUGUGAAAGCUACAAAUGGACCAAGAUAUGUGGUUGGCUGUCGUCGUCAGCUUGACAAAAGUAAGCUGAAGCCUGGGACAAGAGUUGCCCUGGACAUGACCACACUAACUAUUAUGAGGUACUUGCCAAGGGAAGUGGAUCCAUUGGUUUACAAUAUGUCUCAUGAAGAUCCUGGGAAUGUUUCUUAUUCUGAGAUUGGAGGGUUAUCGGAACAAAUCAGGGAGCUAAGAGAGGUAAUAGAGUUACCGCUUACAAAUCCAGAAUUAUUUCAGCGUGUGGGAAUUAUACCUCCAAAAGGCUGCUUGCUGUAUGGCCCACCAGGUACUGGGAAAACACUACUAGCCAGAGCUGUUGCAAGCCAACUGGACUGCAAUUUCUUAAAGGUCGUGUCUAGUUCUAUUGUAGACAAGUACAUUGGUGAAAGCGCUCGGUUGAUCAGAGAAAUGUUCAACUAUGCCAGAGAUCAUCAGCCAUGUAUCAUUUUCAUGGAUGAAAUAGAUGCUAUUGGUGGCCGUCGUUUCUCUGAGGGAACUUCAGCUGAUAGAGAAAUUCAGAGAACCCUAAUGGAGUUAUUGAAUCAAAUGGAUGGAUUUGACACUCUGCACAGAGUUAAAAUGAUCAUGGCUACAAAUAGACCAGACACUUUGGAUCCUGCGUUGCUGCGUCCUGGAAGACUGGAUAGAAAAAUCCAUAUUGAUUUACCCAAUGAACAAGCCAGAUUAGAUAUAUUGAAGAUUCAUGCAGGUCCUAUCACUAAACAUGGUGAAAUAGAUUAUGAAGCAAUUGUGAAGCUUUCAGAUGGCUUUAAUGGAGCGGAUUUGAGAAAUGUCUGUACUGAAGCAGGUAUGUUUGCAAUUCGUGCUGAUCAUGACUUCGUAGUUCAGGAAGACUUCAUGAAAGCUGUUAGAAAAGUAGCUGAUUCUAAGAAGCUGGAGUCUAAACUGGAUUACAAACCUGUUUAAAUUAACCACAUAGUUAAUGAUUGACUGCACAGGAGAUAUUGGAUUAAUGUAUAGAAGAAGAGAAAUAAUGUACCUCUUGGCUAUGAUCUUAUUACAAGUGUAUGUAUAACACCAUAAGCAAGUAAUUGAUGCUAGUUACAAGUCAGUUACAGAAGUGUGUUCUGUACAGUUCUGAAAAUGUGGCAUUCAUUGCAGCCCAAGUUAAGGAGCGAGAUGUGUUCUCAUAACAAUUACUGUGUGAAUUUAUAAACAUACCCAAAUGGUUGAACUUAGCAAAUUUUAAGAAAGUCAGUGCAUUUCCUGGCAUUUUAUAUCAUUUUCCUUUAAACAGUUGAAUAAAACUUCUUUAAGUCUUU